UUUGACAUUUAUGCAGAGGGCGCUUUUCAGUCUCGGUGUCUGUCUGCUGUCAUUUUGAGUUUUAGAAAUUGUUCGAUUUUCCUAAAAUUAUCAACGAUAAUCACGAAAAUACUGAUUUUUCAUACUGUGCAUUGGUGUAUUCAUUCUACAAGCUAUUUAUUUGUUUGUUUUAACAAAUCAAGCGGGCAAUCAGGGAUUCCAUGAUGACUGUUCUGUUCUUCUGAAAUCCUUUUCUCUUUCAAUCCUCUAAUAAAAUAAAGAUAAAGGUGCCUACAAUAUUUUUUAUUUCAUCUAAGUAGUCUUAGGAUCAAACUGCUUGCGCUGGAAAGGAUAAAAACAGCAUUUUCAAAAUGGCUUCUGACAGUAUGAACAGCAAAUACAGUUUGAAAAACAUGUUGUUUUCUCGAGCUAUACCCAACCAUGUCAUACCGUGUCCUACAGAUGGAUAUAAGAUUUAUGGGUGCAUCGACUGUGGAGAUAAGUUUCUCUUCAAAUCAAGCUACGAUAGUCACGUGAACCGCAAGUCAGUCAAGAUAACAUACAUCUGCCGCCACUGCCAUCAAACACAAAUCUUCAAAAACAGAUGUAAUUUAUUAUGUCAUAUCAGGUCGCAUGCGUUUAAAACCGCUACCAUUAAUGUUGGUGAUUUGAAAGUUGAGCCUCUUCCUCUUUCUGACUACUUGCAACCGCAGCCUAGUGCAGCUACGAAACCAAAGGAAGUCCAACCAGCAAAUCCGCCCGCUAAUACUGAAUCGGAAAGCCAAACCAUUGUACAAACAUCGACCACGACAGUGGCUCCCAAUGCCCCCCUAAGGAAAGUAAGUUGCUAUGAAUGCGGUGAAGACAUCGGCGUGACUAUGACACAGUACAAGGACAGAGCCGCACACUACAUGCGGUACACCAACAAGCUUCACACGUGUCAGAUAUGUCUGUUCGUGCUGCCCACUUCCUGCGCUUUGGAGGCCCAUACGCGCAUUCAUGACAAAAUCAUGCCCUUCUACUGCCCUGAAUGCGGUAUGAAUUUGUCGAACAAGAGCAUAGAAUACCCGUACAUGCAUGAUUGCGAAGGGUUCAAGAUGAUGAGGGCGACGACGCGGCGCAAGUGUCCGUCGGGCGAGUGCGGCGUGUUCCACCCCAACGAGUUCCGCACGCACAUGUUGGAGCAUCUCAAGAAAGUGUACAAAUGCCCGGUCUGCAUCGUGGCCUGCUUCAAUGUGGAGUCUAUAAGGAAGCACUUGGCUAGCCAUAAUGGUUUUACAAAAACGUUCCUGCUAUUCUACCAGUGCCAGAUGUGUCCAGGUCGCCUGGUACUGCACAACCAGAUUGACACGCACUUGGCUACUCACAUGAAUACCUACGUCUAUCCAUGCUGGUCAUGUGGUAUGUUAUUUCCAAAAACAAGUGCUUUGCUGCAACACCAUGCCAACUUGCAAUGCAAGGGUAAAUCGAAGAAACCGGAUGGACAAGACAAUAAUAAAUAUCGUGUAGUGAAGAGAUGCGUACGGUGCAAACUCUUCUUUACGUACAAAUGUACAUUUGAAGAAAUAGCAUGUCUGCCCAGUGAAUGUCCUUAUAAAUGCUCACCGGGAGAUGACGUCAUGGAAGUUUGCAAAACUCUACAAGGCCAAGAUUCCAAUACAAACACACACAUUAUUUGUCACCUUUGUAAUAACAAAAUAUCUAGUAAAUGGGAUGACAUUAAAGUGCACUAUGCAGGAUUUCACAAAGAACAUCGAUGCAUAGACUUGAAUGUUCGCGUCAAAAACCUUACCAAAAAUAGUAUAAAGAAAAAGUGUGAUAAACUUAAAGGUAUAAAGAAAACAGGAAAAUCUAAGCGACACAGACGGUCAAAGAAUAGUCAGAAGCAGGCGAAGUUGGUAACUACGGAAGUAGAGGCAGAGCCGUCUACGUCUAGUCCAAGCAGACUUGUGUGUAAAAAGUGCUCAGAGGAAUUUGAAAGCAAAGAGAAGCUAGAGGAGCACAUAGUGACCCACCGCGACCCGUGCACCGCCUACCAGUGCCUCGAGUGUGGCGAGUGCUUCGUCGUUAGACCAUCAUUCGCCAUGCAUUUAAUCAUUGAACACCGCAUAUUAGAGAUUGACGAAUAUAUCAAAAGUAAAAAUUGCUACAAUGAAAACGCAUUUGAAAGAUACCAAACCACAGUGGUGGCGGAUGUGCCACUGCGCGACAACCAGUGCAACAUUUGCUUGGAUCAAUUUGAAAAUCAUGAAGAUCUGGACAAACAUUACAGAGUCCAUGGCAUGGCGUUUCUGCUGAAAAAUACACAGAUUAAGUCGAGUCCUUAAAUUUAAUAAUUUUAGCAGUUCGUUCUAGAUUUAUAUUCAAAAGCUUAGGCUUAUUGUAUCAUUCGCUACUAACUACUUAGGUAGUUAAAGAUAUCAUAGUUAGGUAUUAAUUUACCUAUACUUAAUGACUAGCUUAGUUUUAUAAUGUUAUAGUUUGUUGUGGUAUCUAGUAAGAAUGAGUGUGAAACAAGUAGAAAGCAAGCUUAAAUGAAGCGUAGCUUCCACAUGUGACGAAUAUAGGUAGUGCAGGCAUAGACACCUUGUUAUGUUUCAUCUUUUGUCAGUGUAUCCGUUUGUAUAAUAACAGUUAUAAUUAUAACGUUCAUGUUUGACUUUAAAAAUAGAUUCUAAAAAGGACCUACUCUUGCGGUAGCGUACCUAAUGAUAAUAGCAACCAAAUUUUAGCUACUUUUAAGAUUAGUGAAAUUCUCAUUUUGAGUGGUCCCUUGGAUUGCCAUGGCAAAAUGAAGGUGCUUCCAAAGAACAACCUUAGCUUUCCUUCCAAUGUAGGAAGCAGCCUGGUACAUCAGUUGUGGUUUAUCGCUCAGGCGUUGAGUUACGUACCCAGAGCUACUACUAGAGUUUAUGGUACCUUUAAGCUUAAUUAAUAACUGUCAAGCAUGUUAUGUUAUUCAUAGGCUAGUUGUAUUAGUAUUUUUAGGUACUUACUUAUAGGAUGUGUCUUAUAAAUGCCCCCGGAGGAAAAGUAGGUACCUAGUUAGCCAAAAUAUUAAAGCUGACUAUUUUUUUAUAAAUACUUACGACUUGCCUUCCCUUCUUAUUUGUUAAAAGUACCUACCUACUUGUACAGAGGCAUUAAUUUGACUCACCUAACUAGUUACAUACCAUGGAAGUGGAAAAAAAGACCGUGUCUCAUGUCGCCGCCAUUGUUGUGCUUCAAUUUUUAGUUCCCGAGAUUCCUUCCGUCUUUUUUUCUACUUCCAUGUUACAUACAUACAUUUUAGAUUCUGUUUCUUUAUUUUUUAGUUAUUAAACCGGCAUCUAUUCUUGCAAUGAAUAUUAUUAACUAACCACUGCAAAUACCAAUAAAGUUAUUCAUAUUUAA
This is a messenger RNA of Plutella xylostella (diamondback moth), 3372 nucleotides long. RefSeq names its product zinc finger protein 532. The record is from RefSeq and is a predicted model, not a curated record. Lineage: Eukaryota; Metazoa; Arthropoda; Insecta; Lepidoptera; Plutellidae.